AUGAUUGCCCUCGAUAACAGAAAGGCGGCUGAGGCGGCGAUUGCGGACACCGACCAGUCUUCCCUCAAAGCCGCCACCAGGGCUUGUACCCGCGCUGAAACCGCCACCGAUUUAACACCGGGUUCCAAUUCUCCUUCCCAGCUGCCUCCGGUCACCUCGCUAGAUUCUGAAGCUGAAAGUGUGACCAAGGUGGACGGUCGGCAUCCGAAAAAGAAUCGAAUCGCGACGCCCGCGACCACGGCCGGCAGUAUGGAUUCGGAUGAUGAUUUCAUGAGCGAUGUCUCGAGUCAAGAUGCUUUUCACACGCAGGGUAGUGACGAUGAAAGCUUAGGAGAAGAUUUUGGGGAUUUGGAUACUGGCUUCUCAGACGACAAGGACCUCCUGAAGCAAAAGCGCAAACCUUACGAGGUCAGAUUCGACGUUUUGGCUCCCGCCGACAUCGAGCGUGAACAGACAGUGCAAGUCCACGAAGUCUCCACGAUUCUGGGCCUGCCACCAGAGAUUGCUGCCAUUCUUCUUCGGUUUUCACGAUGGCGGAAAGAAAAACUGAUAGAGGAUUACAUGGAUCACGAACAGAGGACGCUUGAAGAGGCUGGCCUGGAUAAUGACGGUGAUGAAACAGCUAGGACAAAGAUCAUUCCGGGCUUCAUGUGCGACAUCUGUUGCAAUGAUGGAGACGACAUGGAAACGUAUGCCAUGCGCUGUGGUCAUCGCUUUUGUGUGGACUGUUACCGGCAAUACUUGGCACAAAAAAUCAAGUCCGAAGGCGAAGCUGCUCGGAUACAGUGUCCCGGCGACAAGUGCCAUCGUAUAGUGGAUUCCAAAUCACUGGAUCUGUUGGUGACUGACGAUUUGAAGGAACGCUACCGUGCCCUUCUCACUCGGACAUACGUGGACGACAAAGACAACCUUCGAUGGUGCCCGGCUCCUGAAUGUAUCUAUGCGGUCGACUGUGCGGUGAAGACUCGGGAUCUUCGGCGGAUCGUACCUACCGUACAAUGUCGUUGCGGACACGAGUUUUGCUUUGGCUGUUCGCUGAAUGACCACCAGCCCGCUCCAUGCACUUUGGUCAAGAUGUGGUUGCAGAAGUGUGAGGACGAUUCCGAAACCGCGAACUGGAUCUCCGCCAACACCAAGGAAUGCCCCAAGUGCCAGUCUACCAUUGAGAAAAAUGGUGGCUGCAACCACAUGACCUGUCGCAAGUGCCGACACGAGUUCUGCUGGAUGUGCAUGGGGUUGUGGUCUGAGCACGGGACCAGCUGGUAUAACUGCAAUCGAUACGAGGAAAAGUCGGGUUCCGAAGCCCGCGGUGCGCAAGCCAAGUCUCGAGCCUCGUUAGAACGCUACCUGCAUUACUACAAUCGCUACGCGAACCACGAGCAGUCUGCCAAGCUAGACAAGGAUCUUUACCUUAAGACGGAGAAGAAAAUGACCAGCUUGCAAUCCGCAUCGGGUCUCUCAUGGAUUGAAGUGCAGUUCCUUGAUACCGCUUCUCAAGCUCUCCAGCAGUGCCGUCAAACUCUCAAGUGGACAUAUGCCUUUGCCUAUUAUCUGGCGCGUAACAACCUUACGGAGAUCUUUGAGGACAACCAGAAAGAUCUGGAGAUGGCCGUCGAGAGCCUGAGUGAGAUGUUUGAGAAGCCGGUGUCUGAGUUGGCUCAGCUCAAAGUGGAUAUCCUCGACAAGACGGCAUAUUGUAACAAGCGUCGGGUCAUUCUCCUGAGCGACACUGCCGAGAAUCUGAAGAAUGAAGUGUGGACGUUCAACGUUGAGUGGUAG
Molecule: messenger RNA, 1779 nt
Organism: Penicillium diatomitis
Lineage: Eukaryota; Fungi; Ascomycota; Eurotiomycetes; Eurotiales; Aspergillaceae
Exons: 5
Coding region: 1-1779 (592 amino acids)
Biological process (GO): ubiquitin-dependent protein catabolic process; positive regulation of proteasomal ubiquitin-dependent protein catabolic process; protein polyubiquitination
Cellular component (GO): cytoplasm; ubiquitin ligase complex
Molecular function (GO): ubiquitin protein ligase activity; ubiquitin conjugating enzyme binding; zinc ion binding
Source: RefSeq, a predicted model, not a curated record